Messenger RNA from Knipowitschia caucasica, 789 nucleotides. The record is from the annotation of a GenBank genome assembly. Lineage: Eukaryota; Metazoa; Chordata; Actinopteri; Gobiiformes; Gobiidae.
AUGGAUGAGGUGUCAGCGCUGGGCAUUCUGCGGCGGGACAGCUACUUUCAGCUCAUGCAGCAGCAGGCAGCCAUCAUGGCAGCCAGUCACGGAGGUUACCUCACACCCAGCGUGGCGUUCCCAGCCACACAUAUCCACCAGAUGGGGGCGCUUAACAUCAACAGCCUGCCACCCACCCCCAUGACCCCGGUGUCGGGUGAGUUUCAUCAAGCCCUGGGUUUGAGUUCUCCACCUGCCAACAUCACCACUUCAGGCGUCCCCAGCAUCGUCACGCCCCUCGUUAACGGCUUCACGGGGAUCCCUCACCAGCCCAACGGUCACCCGGCCGUGGAGGCGGUCUAUACCAACGGCUUGCCCCCCUACUCCACCCAGAGCCCCACCGCGGCUGACACGCUGCAGCAGGCUUUCACCGGGGUCCAGCAAUACACAGCCAUCUACCCGGCCACCACGCUGACUCCCAUCGGCCAGACACUGCCCCAGCCACCCCAGGUCAUCCAGCAGCAGCAGCAGCGAGAAGGUCCAGAGGGCUGUAACCUCUUCAUCUACCACCUGCCCCAGGAGUUUGGAGACAACGAGCUCAUGCAGAUGUUCCUGCCCUUUGGUACCGUCAUCUCCUCCAAGGUGUUCAUGGACCGGGCCACCAACCAGAGCAAGUGCUUUGGCUUUGUGAGCUUCGACAACCCUGCUAGUGCACAGGCAGCUAUUCAAGCCAUGAACGGCUUUCAGAUUGGGAUGAAGCGGUUGAAAGUCCAGCUAAAGAGACCGAAAGACGCCAGCCGCCCUUACUGA